GCUAACAAUUGUUGUAUUUUAGAUACUGUCUGGAAUGGGAGGAGAUGUGUGGCAGCUGGGCCUCCAGCUGUGCAUUAUUGCUGUGCUGCUCUUUGGUGGAGGAAGAGGGAGAGAGUUCCCUGGCAGCCUGAACUGCCUGAAUAACUACAUGACUACUGUGAGCUGCAUGUGGGCAGUGGAGGAGCCCGUGGGUGACGGACCUUUCCACCUGCAUUUCACCAACCUAUGGUCAAAGGGCCAGAAUGCCAGCUGCAAACUGACUGCCAGGGAGAACAUGCAGAAUCAGUACCACUGCACAAUCCAUUUAGCCACCCAGAUCAUAGAAGCAGAUGGUUAUAGAGUCUCUCUCCGAGGCAACUUCUUUGGACGUAAUCACGUGUACGUUACCUUUCCAGAGUACAAUCCCCGCGAGCACAUAAAAUUUGAUCCACCUUUGAACAUCCAGAGCAACGUCACUGCCAGCAAGUGUCAGAUAUGGUGGAGUGUGCCUCUGCCUUGGUACCAGAAUGAACUUCUUCAGUAUGAGUUGCAGUAUAAGGAGUACAACAUGUCCUGGGAGAAUGCGUUGAACAAGAAACCACCUAGCUCACUGCCACAGAUACAAAUUGACGCCACAGAGCUUCGCAGUGGCAUCACUUACGUUGCACGAGUUCGCUGCAAAGUUUCUGAAAGUGAGAAUUCAUACCACAGUCAGUGGAGCGAGUGGAGCCAGACAACAAUGUUUCAAAGAGCAGGUGUACCAGAACUGUCUGAAAAGACCCUAAAUACCAGAACUAUGCAGUUCUUGUUCAUUCCCCUGAGUUUUGGCACUCUACUGUAUUUAUUUUGGAACUGCAAGCUUUCUUCAAGGGCAAAAAGCCUCUCCUGCUUUAACAUUCCUACACCAGCUGCUUUCUUUCAGCCACUCUAUAAUCUGCACAAUGGGAAUUUUAAGGACUGGGUUGGACCUAAUGAGGCUUGUAGCCAGCUCAGAAGAGAAGCCGUCAGCAACUCAAAGAAAGUGACUGCAGAUGGAGUUUCUGAUCUAAACACCCAAGAACUCAUUUCUCAGAUCUCAUUGAAACCUAUGGAAAGCACAAAUCUGGUUGCUGCAGAAGGAAACUUGGUAUUUGCCUCAGGUCCAAGCCAGCAGUAUGUCCCCAGCAAAUAUGUAAGAGCAGAAGAGAUGGAAGCGAGGCUGGGACUAUUGUUUGCACAAAAUCAUGCUGAUGAUACAGCUGGCCCGAAAAUCUCUGGAAUAAUUAAAGCCAACCUUGAGAGCCCUAGCAUGGGAAGGAAUUAUCCCUCUCACUUACAGCAUGGAAAGGGUGACUUCUUUAUGCUUCAGGAAUCUUUGGAGAUAGCAAAUGUGUCCUUCAGUAGUAGUGACUAUUGUACCUUAUGUGACAAUGAUACCAUAGGAGGUUUGAUUCCUGCUGAACCACUGAAGCUCUCCAAUGGUAAUAGUCUUGUCAAACAUCAGAAUGAUCAAAGUGGCCUUCCCUGAGAAAUACUGCCCGCAAAGAUCUUUGUGCUGUCUUCUCGCCUCCCAACAUUGUUUUCCCAAGUGGUUUAAAUGGUGACUGUGCAGACAACUACAAAUAUGUAUCAUUUUUAGGUAUAUCCUUAAUUUCUGUACUUCAAAAGAAUAUUGUGACCAACUCCUCUGGCUAGCAAAUACUACCCCUACAGGCGUGGCAAGGCCUGACUCUAGCAACAUCUGCUGUCUCAGGAGACGCAUGACUAUGCCCUUCCCUAAAUUAACCUCCUGGCAGCAGCAGAAGUCCAGCAACCCCCUAAUCUAAGGAAGCAGCAGCAGACCUGCUGUUUUUCCUCAGAGCUAUUGAAAUUGUGUGCCUCUCCGUGCCCUGCAAAAUGAUGCUUUCCAAAUCUCCUUGUGAGACAACAGCACUGCACUGCUUUCAGUAGAUAGUUCUUUCCUCAGUGUAAAUCAGAUUAACACAACAUUUACUCUAUCCUGAACAUUAGCACCUGCUGGACUGAGAAGAAGUAAUAUUCACAGUGUGCUGACCCAUGAUUUAAACUCCAUCAUUAUUUUAAAACUAUUUAUGAUUCUUCAUAAAACCAGGAUAAAUAAUUUUUGCUAAAGAGGGUAAUUUUGCUUCUUAAUAUGAUAUUGAGGACUUCAAGUGGUUCUUGAUUUCAUCAGAAUUUAUAAUUGCCCUCUUUAAAGGUAAUCAGGCAGUGAGCCUUGUUCUUUAUUAUCUGGAAUGGCUGUAACUUUUUAUUUUGCAGUAACUAAGCCCCACGUACUGCUUUGGUUUUAACAAAAAUUUAGUCCAAGGAUAAGUGGCUGGGCUGAUCUAAUGGAUAAAGGUGAAAAGUAAGGAUAGCACAAAUGAGGUUUAUUUACUCACAAGGCAGGCCAGGCCGACUGCCUCUCCAGGGUUUUAAUUAUUUCUCCAGAACUGAUGAGUCCUUUACCUAUCUGCUCAACAGGUACAGCCUUCCUGAGCCAAAUCUCUGGAGGUUUACUUUCUGCCCUAGACACAGAGAAUCCCAUAUAUGAUUGAUUUACCCACCAAGGAGAUUCCUGGAUUCUUAGUUACAUCUCCUAGAUUUAACGGGCUCAACACUUUUAGCAAACGUACUGAGAUGUGUACACAUGCAUCUACACUAGCUGGCACAUGCACACACGCAGUCACGCACACUCAUUCCCUCCUCUUUGCAAGUGCUUCCCUUGUCUCUCUGGUGACUGUUAGCACUGAUUUUUUCUUUUUUGACAAUGCAAAGAAAGAUUUCAGCUGUAAGUAACAAAGUAGAUCAAGACACCCUUCCCAAAAAUGGGUGCUAAGCCAGAGUACUGUUGUGGGAAGUCUUCAUCUGUGAGAAAAGCAGCAACAGAAUGAGGGGUUCACAUCCAACCUGUGUGACAGCCAUGGGAGGUGCCAGAAUCAAUUUGUUUUCAGUGUUGUAAACAAAGGGCUUUUCUGAUAUCUAAAAAAUUAAUCCCCUUUCUGGUCCUUUGUGCUUUUUAUAGUUUUUACAAAACUAUAUUCAAGGGUGCCUUUUAUACUGCACCACAGUCUAAUGGCAGGAGAAGAAUGUGAUGUUACUGUCAUUAACCGUUGCUACAACUUCCUCUGGAGAAGAAAAUCUGUAAAACAAGAUCACAUACAUGAAGGAUUUUGGUGAUCCCAAGGUUUUAGACGUCCAGUGUGGCUUGAUGUAGUGUCCUCAAUUUCAAAUCUUUUGAACCAGAGGGAUGCUUCCUGAAAUUGUCAGAUCAAUUGUGCCUUAAAUCUCUCAUAUCUUGACAGCCUUUGCUUAUGAACAUGUCUGCAUAGAAAUUGAAUGAGUUUCAUAAAAUCUUGUUCAGUUAGCAAGGUAUUCUGUACUCGUAAUAUUAGCAAAAGGAGAAUGGGAACAAUUAUAUUCAGAAAUAAGUAAGGAGCAGCAGGUCAGGCUAUGGAAGGGAGAGCACAAAACUUAAUGAGACAGAGAAACAAAAGGAAAUAGAAAGACUGAUUGUAGUAGGAAAUUACUUGAGAGAAAUUAAAAGUUAAAGAUGCUGCUGCCUGUGCCCAUCAGGCCAGGACAGGAAGACUAUAAGAACGGAGUUUGGAAAUUAUGACGGGCUGAUGGUUAAAGGGCUGAAAUGAUAUCGCAGCAUCAGCAGUUCUCCAGGUGAAAUUCAAAUAACUUUGAACUGCUUCUGCUUUUAUGCAGCUGCUUAUAAAAUGGGAAAAGUGCAAAAACGAGAGGUACCAUAGAAAAUGUUAGUUGUUGUAGCUAGGGAAAAAAGAACAAAAUACCUCUCCUUUACAAUUAGGUCUUUGGAACAAUCAAAGCCUCAAUUUUAUUCAGCCAACAAAAAAAUACAUUUUUUUUUUUAGAAAAGCAGUGUAUAAAACCCCAUUUUUCUGUCCUUUUGCAUUGUGUUUUUUUGUUUGGUUUGGGGUUUUGAUAUUUGGGGGGUUUUGUUUGGGUUUUUUUGUGUCAUGUUUGAGAUUGGUAUUAGGUUCAAGCUAUGGUUUUUUGCAGCUUCUCCCAGAAUCUCUGAUUUAUUCUAAGGCUCAGGUUAGCCUCUAAGUGUGAUAUAUAUCCUUCCAGUGGAAGAUAGAGAACUAUCAUCUAGCAAAGAGACGUAAUGUGGGUUCUGGUCAAGCCUUUGAAGCCUUUCAUUUCCUGGGGCUUUGGAGUGCAUUAUAUGUAUAUCAUGUGCAACCAGAACAAAGUGGCCGGUAUUUUCCCCUUUCUUUUAUUCCUGUUGAGUUUUGCCAGAGGAAACAAUUUCAGAAGAUAUUUAAGUAAUGCUUGUAAGCCACUAAGGCAUUGCAAAUGUUCUGUGACAAAGAUAUUCUUUUAGUUGUGGGUUUGUUGUUUGGUUUGGUUUGGUCUUUUUUUCCCUUAAAGUGAAUAAAGUGAAAGAACUAACACGGUAUGAUUAUUUAGAAGUAACUAAGACAGAGCAAUUAAUGCAAACUUUGCUUUUUCAGAAGUUACUCUCUGAGAGCUUUGGAAAGAACUUUAGUUUAGAAGGCAUUGAGUAUAUGAAUCAUUAGUAAAAAUUGGUUUGAAAACAUCAUAGAAGUAGGAGAGAGAAGAACUAAAUGCUCUACCUAGU
Molecule: messenger RNA, 4567 nt
Organism: Phalacrocorax carbo (great cormorant)
Lineage: Eukaryota; Metazoa; Chordata; Aves; Suliformes; Phalacrocoracidae
Source: RefSeq, a predicted model, not a curated record